UACUAAUAAUAAGAAUACACGAGGCAACUCCGGCCUUAUCGUGUAACAACAUCCGAACUAUUAAUCCCGAAACUUUUCCGAACCCGAACCGAAGGAAGGUGGUGUAAGGUUGACUAUGAUUUACGACUCCUAAAUGUGCCUUUAGAUUUCGUAGUCACGCCGAGUUCGGUCACACACAAUCUACUUUUCACCGAUUCAGUGGUUGGAUAAAAAUCCCAAAAUAAAAACAUGGAAAAUUUUCUUAGAAAAUCAAAAGCCAAAUUGUCUGAAAUUGAAUCACUUGAUAGUGUUUGCAUCAUUCUUGGGAAUGAAUCCUGUGAUUUAGACUCAGCAGUCUGUGCCUUAAUUUUUGCAUACUUUUUGGAACAACAGAAAAAGUUUGCUUCUGUUCACCUUCCUGUUCUCAACGUAGCUAAAGAAGAAUUCAUCCUGAAGACUGAAGUUGUUUAUUUCCUAAAAAGGUUUAACAUUUCGUCUGAGCUGCUCAUAUUUCGAGAUGAAAUCUGCUUCAAGUCAUUGCAACAAAAUAGAAAGUUGAAACUUGUUUUGGUGGAUCACAAUAUUUUGCCAAAUUCAGAUUUCUUCCUAGAUUCAUCAAUUGUUCAAAUAGUUGAUCACCACAAACAAGAACAUCCCUUUUCAGAGAAUAUUGACAUGCUGAUUGAAACUGUUGGUUCUUGCAGUACUCUGAUAAGUUCACUUAUUUUUGAAAGUGCACCAGAAAUUUUAGAUACCAUUUCUGCUUCACUUCUACUUGGGGCUAUUGUAGUAGAUGUGGCAAAUUUUUCUCCAACUGCUAAAAGGGCCACUGCUAAAGAUGAAGAAAUCUUUAAUAAAUUAUUGAAACUGGUACCAAACAUAUCCAAAGACAUCCUAUAUAGGGAGCUUCAGUGCGCAAAGGAAGACGUUUCCAAUCUCACAUUUGAACAAUUGUGCCAAAAAGACCGAAAAAUCAUCGAAAUUGGUGGCAUUAUCCUUCCCGUUUGUGGAUUUCCAUUCCUUUGCUCUACAUUGCUCGCAAAACAUUCAGAUCUUGCUAGCAAGCUGCAGGGUUUUUGUUCAGUUUUGAACUGUCAUGGAACAGUGUUGAUGGGCAUUUCGAUAGAUGAAGAAACCGACAUCGUUAAGCGCGAUCUUGUUGUGUAUUCACACCUUGCAUGGUUGAAAAAUAGGUUAUGCCGGGAACUAGAAAAGGCCGAUGAUCCCCAUUUAGAUCUUCAUGUCGUUAAAUCUAAUGCCGAAUAUGUUUACUACAAUCAAGGAAACACUACAGCAACUCGUAAAGCUAUUCUUCCCAUGUUGAAAAAUAUUUUGUCGAAACCGGAGUCGACAAAUAGUACAUUUUCUCAACGUGGGGAAAGAAGCCUAAGUAUCUCUAAUGUGGAUGGAAGUCCCGAGGACAGCUCAUCUAAUUCAGGAAUUGACACCCCAACUAACAGUUGUAAUGGCGAUGAUGAAGAAGUUCAACAUUCAUCAGCGGCUGUGAAGUUGUCAGAGUUUCAUGCUGGGGACGUGUUUGCAAGCAAGGAGUCAAAGAAGUAUUUGUCAUUUCGCCAACAGGGCGGUGAACUUCAAAGGGGAGAAAGAGAUCCUCUUACUCCCGAAAAUAGUUUUGCCGAAAGUCACUUCGAUCAAUCGUACCGAAAGUUUGUGCUCAAUCAUAUGGAUUCUGAUGCUAUCAUGGAAAAACUUCGCAAAGAGAAUUUCUUUCGAGAAGCGGACGAAUGAAUUUAUUUUUUGAAUACGAAAAUCUAUCAGUAAAAUUAACCAACUUUUGGAUCAUUAUUAAUUACAGCUACCUAGCUAGUCAGUUGGGGCAAAUUUUAUCUCUUCCAAAUUUGGUCGAUUACGCAUUUAUACAUGCACCGGAUGAAAUAAAUAUGUAAAAUUAUUAAAUUCA
Molecule: messenger RNA, 1900 nt
Organism: Daphnia pulex (common water flea)
Lineage: Eukaryota; Metazoa; Arthropoda; Branchiopoda; Diplostraca; Daphniidae
Product: exopolyphosphatase PRUNE1-like
Exons: 8
Coding region: 229-1728 (499 amino acids)
Cellular component (GO): cytoplasm
Molecular function (GO): exopolyphosphatase activity
Source: RefSeq, a predicted model, not a curated record